Messenger RNA from Ruditapes philippinarum (Manila clam), 2693 nucleotides. RefSeq lists its product as uncharacterized. The coding region runs from base 123 to 2693 and encodes 856 amino acids. The record is from RefSeq and is a predicted model, not a curated record. NCBI's taxonomy places the organism in Eukaryota, Metazoa, Mollusca, Bivalvia, Venerida, Veneridae. The transcript is spliced from 5 exons.
UGAGACUUAUAAUAAUAUUUGAGAACCAGUCUGUUUCAACAAAAAACAAUGGAGGAGAAAGAAUCGAUUUUACAAUUUGACUAAAAUUUAGAAUUUUGAAGCUUGCUGUGGCCAUUUAAAGAAUGGAUCGUGAGCUGAUGACAGUGAGUGAUGAGGGGGAGACUAGCUGGCAGGCUGACAUCAGUGACGUCAAAGCGGAAGGUGUUACACCAGACGUACCAAAAGAUGACAUAAUAACUGCAGAGGGUGCGACUGGGUACAGUUCCCUGAUGGCGGACAGUUCGACUCCAGGCCAGACAGCCACAAGUCCUCAACUGUUAGAGGCAUGUGCUGAGGUGGUUGUGCAACAGUCUCUAGGUGGUAUGGACACAAUUACUGCACCUAUUUGGGUACCUCCAGAAUCACAGAAUGUUGUUGCCAUGGACACCAGCAACCAGUUAGAUUCAGCAACAGGGUAUGUUCCUCGUGUAGUUAACACUAGUCAGAUUUCUCCCAUCCCAUCAACAGAUGUUCCCAACAGCGUUGUUAACUACUGUGAUAAUCCCGUUCCUUCAGAGAUGGCCGCCAACUUUAGGAACUAUAUGACUCACCUAUCGCAGUUGUCACCUGAUCAUGAUAACAGACACAGUACAUUGUUUGAUACGCGGGCAGGUGUGACUCGUUUACAACCGGGGAACGAGAAUUGGCAAGAUGGUAUGGUAGAAAUGUGCUCGUCAGAGAGCGAUUCCGAAGAUUGCAGUUUAAAUUGUGAUUUGCCGAUAAUACGAAAAGCUCAUAGAAGUUCUGCGCAUUCGGAUAGGGGUAGAUCAGAUUUGAGAGUAGACAGUACACGGGUUUGUGAUAUUCACGAUCGCGGACAUUUACGUAGGAAUCCUCAUUUUCCAUACGAGUCGCUUGGGACUCCCCGACUUGCUUGGGGUGAAACGCCUCGCGAGGCUUGGAGUGACAGGUCUGAUGAUCCAAUGUUCGACUCGUUGAAUCCGUAUGCUUUAUUUAAUCUACCGAAAUCAAACCAACGCGGGAAACGCAAACAAAAAGCACACACUUGCUCCUGCAGGAAUCAUUCAAAUGGUGCCAGUAGAGAAAUGGUGAGCCCAGAUAGAGGUCGAGUCUCGCGUAUUGUAGAAAAUAGGAACAGAAGUCACAUUCCUUCCCCUCAGAAUGAACCAUUCUUGCAGCAAAGACAGUCCAGUCCCCAUGCACAUGAUAAGUUGAGUCGAGAACAUCAUUUUGAAAUGGACAGGUAUUCCAGGGGUACGAGGGAUCAAAACCGGAGUCCGGAUACUGUUCUAGAUCCCAGACGUGAGAUGCCGCCUAGAGAUGCUUGUUUAGAUUCGCAUGGGUAUAUCAGGCACCAUGCCGGCAGUCCUCUACCGUCAACUAGUUCGGGUAUAGUCGCACACAACCAAUACGGUAAUAGAAUUUUAGGUCAUUCUAAGUCACUUCCAAUCUUUUCUUCACAAGAGAGCAUGGACACUAACAGCGAAACUGGUGAAUCAUCAGAUACAGAUAUUGACGUGAUGUCGGUAAAUAAUGCUAGCGGGGCUCUUGUUUCUAAUCCGGCAUCCCGUUCAUUGGUUCUUCCAGAAUAUAGUCCACACGAGGAAGUUAUUUGUAAUCAUAAUGAUCAGUCUCAAAGAACUCAUUCACACGAUAACCUUGGUAUUGUACGUCCGAAAGCAAUAAAAUUAGAAUCUGGUCAGAAAUACCACACUUGUGACAAUUCCCGUUGUGAACACUUUCCAGAACAAGGAGCUAUAGACUCCAGUAUGAAAGGUAAAACUUUGCAGAACCGGGCUUCCGGUCGUAAAGGUGACAAUUUCGGCCAGUCCUUUCCACAGCCAACUAAUACUUUCCCACCGAGUGCAGAAACACGUGUUUUACAAAUGACACCUUCUCAGCAGAUAAUGAACAACAGUUCUGGCGAUAAUCGUCAGUCGAGUGUAAUACGAGAUAAUACAACGAGAAAUAGUGCUCAAAUACACCCAGAACGGAGGAAAUCGUUAAAGGAUAUUCAUAAUUCGGUUAUUCGGGAACGACUAUGGUCGGAUCAGCAACAAGAGCCAUCGGAGAUGGUAGCUAGUAAUGACAGAAGUAUUGAUUUGACAGUAAUAGAUCCUGAAGAAUCUUCGGAGAGUUCUCGUCACUGUUCUUCUUCACCUGUUUUACCGGAAGUCCAUUUGCCGUCUGCUUCCGAUGAUAGCGAUAUAGAGGUCGUUAAGAUCGAAACCAACAGGCAGCCCCGACGACGUCAAGACCUGUCUAGUCGAGCGACUGUAGUUGUUGAUCUUACCGAAUCUGAUGACUGUGAUGAUCACCUUAAUCGUAGAGUUCCGGUUGCACCAGUUACAGGAGUAACCGAGGCUCCGGUACAGUCUUCAUUCGAACGUGAAAUUGAAAGCAACACAUUUGCUGCAGCAGAACCUGCCAAAGCUAAACAAGAAAUUUCCCACCCGAAAGAAAAGUCAAAGUCUUGCCAGAACGAAAGGCCAGUACCACGUAUGCCAAACACUCCUCCACCGGAAAUCAGGUCCUGGGUUCCACCGACUUUAUCAACAAUGGCAUCGAGUGUUGACCAACCACCGGCAACGGAGCCGGCAGUUCGGUCGUCUUGUCGGUCACAUCUUCCAGUUCGACCGGAAGAGACUUGUCAAAGGGUAAAUUUAUACCACAGUAGAUUGUACAGUGACUAA